Rotaria sp. Silwood1 is the source of this 555-nucleotide messenger RNA. Lineage: Eukaryota; Metazoa; Rotifera; Eurotatoria; Philodinida; Philodinidae. The record is from the annotation of a GenBank genome assembly.
AUGAAAAAAGAGUUUUCUGAUGUGAAAAAUUCCUUGGUACCUGCUUCAAUCCUUCUUGCUAAUGUUUAUGCAGCAUCAGGUGAUAGUGAAAAAGCAUCAGACAUUAAAGAUCAUUUAUAUCGAUCAGGUGCAAAGAGGAAAAUCGGUAUAACAGUGACUGAACUCAAUGGAAAGUUGCUACAAUUUUGUGCUCAUGAUCAAUCUCAUCCUCGAUCAGUUGAUAUUUAUGCUGAAAUUAAUCGAAUAUCAAAGGAAUUAAUUGAACAUGGUCAUGAGUACGAUGCAAGUUGGAUUGUACGCUCAAUUAGACCCGAUGAAACAAUUCAAUCGAUUCUAUGCGGACAUAGUGAACGAUUAGCUAUAGCAGUUCAUUUUAUCGACAAUCAAAAGCCCAAACGAAUUCAAAUGACAAAAAAUCUUCGCAUUUGUGGUGAUUGUCACCAAGCAACGAAAUUAAUUGCUGCUAUUCGUCAAUGUCACAUUAUUGUCCGCGAUGCCAAUCGUAUUCAUCAUUUUCACCCUAAUGGACAAUGCUCAUGUCAAGAUUAUUUUUAG